UUUCACUGGCAACAUCAACAUUUUGUUUGCAUUAACAAAUAUUAUCAAAAAAGCCCCAUUUUUCAACAAAUUCAUCAUGGAAAUAGAUCUAGAACAAUCCGACGAAGACUAUGUCAUUCAAAAAGCCAAAGAAGCCCUAAAAAUCGACCCGUACACUGCAAAAGCCUGGAUGCUGACCGCAAAAUCUUUGUACCCCAACAAUUUCGUGGUGCAAUUCGAGGCCUAUUUGAUUGAAAAAACGGCGGGAAACGUUAAAGAGGCCGCCAAAUGUUUCAGCGAUCUAAUUGGCAAGUUUGAACAAGUCGAACUAUGGAAAGAGAUUGAAAAAGUCACUGCAGCUUUGAGAUCUGAAAUCGACAGUGAAGAUCCAGAAAGGCAGUUUUUGUGCGAAAUGUUCAAACACAUUUCGCCUAAAGUGCAACAUAAACUUUUGUUGUUUACUGCUAAUCAUUGUGAGGAUACUAUGGAGCAUUGCAGGUUGCUUUUGCUGCUUCUACAAAGGUUUCCUACAGCUAUUUCUAGCCAUGGAACUCCUUUAGUGGAUACAUUAAUGUCAGCAGAAAAACACAACUUAGAUGGCCAUUAUCCUAUAAAUUCCUACAGGAAAUUGUUAGUUUGCGAGCUGUUGCCUUUGUUGGCCAAACAAGAAAUCAAACUCGAAUUAGGACAUAGAUUAUUGUUGAAACUUUUAAAUAAGGCUUUGGAGUAUUAUUUUUGUUGCCUGGGCAAAUCUAGUACCAAUUUGCAGGAUAAAGACUCCAAUAAUAUAAAUACUUGGGCUAAAUUAUUUUCUGUACUAGAGUUUAUUGGUAAACAAUUAAAUUGGGAACAACAAUUGACUAAUUUUACUUUAAAUUGGUCCAAAGAAAGCUACUGGCAAAAAAUCUUAAGCUAUUGCCAAGUUAAACCAAAAAACUUAUUAUACGAAGACAAACAAUUAUUGUAUUGUUUGUCAAUAUUUUCAUUGUAUUGUUUGCAAGAGUAUAAUGCUAGUUUAGUGCCUGAGCAUCCUCCAGGACAACCUGCAACGUCUUACUUAUUAGUUGAAGGAUUUUUAGAUCCUAGUUUGCCUAGCCCUAUUUCUGAGCCAAAAACCAAAAAACGAAAAAGCGACGGUGGUGAUUCAGCCCAUCCAAUAAACGCCCAUGUGUCUGUGGAAAGGCCCGACUUGAAAAUAAUGCAAAGUAAUUUUUUGAUGUGUGUAAACUGUUGGGAAUUGCUUUAUUCUUCUGAGAAUUUACACAGAGAGUUUCUUAAAAUUUAUUCAUAUUUGAAACUUGAUACUUGGCUGUCACUGUUUAUAAUAGAUUAUGCUGUAUAUAGAGCAAGAUAUGAUGAGGCAUUGGUUUGCUUGCAGAAACUUGAUGAACCAAAGUUUGUCUUACAAAAAUUUACUAGGAUGGCCAGUAUAUUGUAUUUUAUGAAAAAUUACAGGGCCUGCCUAGAACCAAUUCUACUUUCUCUACCCCUAUUACCAUUGAACAAUUCCGGUAACUUAAGUACGCAUUUAAUAGUGGGCGGAACUCAAAGACACCUCCACUAUCUGCCAGUAACUAGAAUGACGAUUUUACAAUAUUUAACCAAAAUUUUACUGAGAUGCGUCAAAGAAAACAUGAUAAAGCAUGACUACAGCGAACUGUCCAUUGGUCACAUUUUCGUGCUGGCCCAACUGGAUUGGCCCCAAGAAGAAGACUUCAUUCCUCAAUUGUUGGAGGAAAUUAAAAAACACAAAUCCUUCCAGUAUCAUUUAUUCCAGAACUAUAUUGUUAAUGUUGAUAUAAUGGAAGAACUUACUUAUUUGUGGACGCCGCAAGGAGGACAAAUAAAUUUAGAGAUUUUGCCUAAUUUAGGGAGUCAACGUAGGAUUGGUACAAGAGGCGCUGAUAAAGGAGCAAAAGAAGAACUAAAACAAGCCAUUAAAAGACAAGUAGCAAGAAGUAAUGAAAAAUUAGACGAUUUGAUUAUUAAUUUUUUACAAAACGAACGAGCACUUAUACUGCAAGCGCUCGUAUGAUGCAGACAGGACUUGGUUAUAGAACAUUUUGUAAAACCCUGAGGAAAAGUUGCAAGGAAAAAAAAGGCUAAAAAGAGUGAUUUAGUUAUUUUUCCAGUGUACAAUAAUGUUAGCAAUAAUAAUAGGACUGUGGUUAAGAAAUUGACAAUUGUGAAUAAUGAUUUGGAAAUAUUUCCUUGUGAUAGGGCUAGAAUUAUUGAGAAUAAAAAUGUAAUUAUUGAGGAUUUGGAGAUUUUCCCUGUUAAUAAUAUUGUGUAGCCAAUAAGUUGUAAAUACAUUAAUUAAUAAACUUAUUUAAUGUAAAUUUUUACUCAUUGAGCGUCUCCAUUAAGGUCUGAUAGUGACGUCAUUGUAUAUGUCAAGGAUAGUGCACUAAAAUUGUGACGUUUUCAUCAGUACACCCAAUGCCAAUGUACUCUUUACAAGAAGUUUUUAGGGUCCCUGUAUGUGUAUGUGGAAAAAAUAAAACUAUGAGAAAUUUAUUAGUUAUUUUAUUAAAAUAACCGUGGCUCGUUUCCACAAAUCGGCAUUUCAGUUUUGGGGCUUUUUCGAGAAAAUUUUUAUAUAACGGACCAGGCUGGCAGAACCUGAAAGCAAGUGUGCGUACCUAGCAGGACAAGUUUCCAUCCUAGGAUCAAUUUUCUACUAGGUGACAAUUAAAUUUUAAUUAUUGAAGAAAAGCUUUUAAAAUUUAAUUAAGAAUAGGAACACCUUAAGAAAC
Ceutorhynchus assimilis (cabbage seed weevil) is the source of this 2735-nucleotide messenger RNA. The record is from the annotation of a GenBank genome assembly. Lineage: Eukaryota; Metazoa; Arthropoda; Insecta; Coleoptera; Curculionidae.